CGCCGCUCUCCUUAUCCACCUCGCUCAGCUGCAUCCAAUCCCGGAACUGUCAAUCCAAAAUUUGAAACCAAACGAUGGCCGGGCUGCUCUGCUCCAUCUUCAGUCACUCUCUCUGCUUGUCACCUCGCAUGGUGUAAUUUACCUGCCCUCUUUCCUUUCAUCCUCCGAACAAAGCCUCUCGUUAUACCAAACACCUCACCAUCGCGUGAGAGACAGCUCAAACAGAGCCGGGUUUCCUAUAUACCUUACUCUCGCUACCGAGUUUACGUGCUCGAACCACACAACACAGUCGCUUCCUGCACUCCUUACAACGAAGCAACAUUAAUAAACGGCACAUACCAUACUGCACAGCUGCUCAGCAGUUGAAACAUGCAGCACGAGUCCAUCUAAUCUCACGACCCCGGACCACAAUUUGAUCAGAGCCACCAACCCUCUAGCGUGACCUCACAACAUUCCUUCCAGCCUCAAGCUCCCCCAGAACUCUCCUACCUUCGUGACAUGCCUCUCCUUCGAAAAGGAGAUCCGAGGAGGUCUCAACAGCACCUCAUGACGGAAUCCAAGUCGUCGGCGGCAGCCUCGAGUACAACAUUGCACGAAGGCAUGGAUCGGUAUCUCGAGCCCCCGUCGGCACAUCCAGUCUAUGGGAAUUACACAGAGGAUGUGCCCCUACAAGAGCAGCAGAGCCUGACACCUCGAAGACCUCCGAUGUCUGAAUACCAUAAUCGAACACUCUCUGAUCUCGUGCCAGAGAGCAUUCAGGACAGCCCUAUCGACUCACCACAUCAUGCCAACUAUCCUCCCUUUGGCCCUCGAACAACGUCGGCCUUCUCAGACGCCGGCACCAUGAACAACUCACCCUACAAUUCCGGCUCGCCCUACCAAGGCAACUCACCAUACCCGGGCAGCUCGCCCUACCCGGGAGGUUCACCCUUUCCCGCAGGCACACCAUGGAGGAGUCAGGAGACGCUUAGGCCGCUUGUGCCUGAUGCUCCUCAGACAUAUAUGAAGAGGGAUUGGGUUAAAGACGGCUCAAUUGCUCAAUUAAAGUCGCGAGAUGACAAAGAGUUCAUUUACGGCUGGAAGAAGUGGUUGUUCAAGUGGGUGGCCCCCGUCCUGGGAAUGCUCACGCUGGCAUUGUACUGGGUUUAUUUCGGCAUGCGAAUCACCUUUGUCGUGGAAGCCCAAACAAAAUUCCAUGCACCAUUUCCUUUGGCUUGGGUUUUUAUUGCCAUCGAAAUCAGCAUUGCUGUUCCCAUCUUUAUGCAGACCUUCUGGUCGCUCUUCAUCAUGAAGAAGAGACAGCGUCCCCAGCUUCGGUUGGUCGGCAACAAUGUUCCCUCUGUGGAUGUUUUUAUUACUUGCUGCGGCGAGGACGACGACUUAAUUCUCGACACGGUACGAGCAGCCUGCGACUUGGACUACCCGAUGGAUCGAUUCCGGGUGUUGUUGUUGGACGAUGGAAAGUCAGACCACCUUCAACAAGUGUUGAACGACAUGCGCGAGCUGUUUCCGAAUCUCUACUAUGUGCGGCGUCCCAAAUUCCCUGGUGUCCCUCAUCACUUCAAGGCCGGAAAUCUCAAUUACGGUCUGGAGUCGGUUCACAACCUGCCCGGAGGUGCCUCUGAAUACAUGGCUGCUUUGGAUGCUGAUAUGAUUCCGGAACAACACUGGUUGCGGGCUGUCAUGCCACACAUGCUUUUGGAUGAGAAGAUGGCUCUCGCAUGCCCUCCCCAGCUUUUCUAUAACGUUCCAAAAGGCGAUCCUCUCUGUCAAAGUCUCGACUUCUUCGUUCACGUGUCAGAGCCAGUCAAGGAUGCUCUGGGCGUGGCCUGGUGUACCGGAUCUGGCUAUGUGGUACGAAGAGUGGCUCUCGACCAAAUAGGUGGAUUUCCACUGGGUUCCCUGGCUGAGGAUGUUGCUACCUCGACUCGUCUCCUAGGCCGGGGUUGGAAGACCGCCUAUGUUCACGAACCACUACAGUUUGGCACUGUGCCCGAAGACUACGGCAGCCAUUUGAAACAACGAACUAGAUGGGCUAUCGGGACAGUCGACACCUCAUUCAAGCUAAAGUUCUGUCUGUUCGGCGAUGAUGUCAAACACAUGACUUUCGCACAGAGAAUGUCAAGCUUCAUCUACGCAUUCCUGAGUUUGUUCAACAUCUUUUUGACGCUUUCGAUCUUCGCCAUGCCUAUUGUUUUGAGCCUCAACAAGCCUCUCGUGGCUUAUUCGAACAACGACGAGCUCAGAUUGCUGAUCAGGACAUGCUUUGCACUUACCAUGUGUAACCGUCUGUGCGAAUUCGUCCUCUAUAUCCCCGCCGGAUACCACACUGGACAACGUGGCAGUCGAUCACAGCUGUGGAUGAGCCCCUACAUUGCGCUUACCAUCAUCCGCUCCUUCAUUCUCCCGACAUGGCUCGGUGGUCAAACACAAGCCUUCAAGCCUACCGGCAGUCUUCAAUCGGCUUUGAACGAACGAUACCCCAAGUUGAGAGCCCCGAUGUGGCGACGUAUAUGGACAAUCUUGGUCAACUACCUUGCUGGAUUCCACGUUGCAUAUGUUUACUGGGUCUUGGUUGCUGUGACGCUAUCCAGCUACCGAGCAUUCCUCGCUCAUGGAGUUAGAGCCAAACUGAUCGAGAAUCUAACUCAUGCAUGGUGGGUGCCCUUGGCUUGGGUACUGGUUGUGUCUUCGUUUUGGAUCCCGUUCACAUAUGCUGUCGACCCACCAUCGAUGCCUGACCGCGAAUCUCUGCUUAUUCGGGAUCCCAAGACGGGCGUCGCCCAUCCCACCAAGGAGAGUAAGACGAUUGCCUUCCGCGGCCAGACGAUGUGGUUCGAAUUCGAGUACACCUUCACUACAGUCUUUACCGCCGUCGUCUUCGCGGCCACAUUCUUUUACUGAACAACAUCGCAUCGACCACGACGACAUGAUCAUGGCUUACGGAUAUUUUUGUUUAAUCUUACUGCACAUAUGGGGAAAAGCCUCAUUCCCGGACUACCUAUUAAGGCGCACCAACUUAGAUUCUGGACCGAAAGAAAGCACAGCCUUGUACAGAACACAUGAUUUGAGAGAAAAGAAUGGUUACUGGUUGAUUUAUAAUACUAUAAAACGUGGGAUCGGCUUCCACAAGCAUGGAUAUUGUUUGGGAUUAUCUUGAGUACAGUAAACGAAGGGCGAAUCAGGAGGUAUGGCCGAAGUGAUUUUGGACAAGCACUUUUUUGGUCUGCAUCAGGGGUGCGGGUUGGGUUAUACUCAAUACUACGUUUGAGUCUUGAGACUUUUGGUGGUGUCCGGUAGGAAUAUGUGUGCAAGGCAUAAUGGGAAAUGAGUUCCAAGGAGAGAAGAAAAUAUACAUAAACACUGGUAGACAACAGUUCAAGAGUUGUCCUCUUCUUUA
Molecule: messenger RNA, 3400 nt
Organism: Exophiala oligosperma
Lineage: Eukaryota; Fungi; Ascomycota; Eurotiomycetes; Chaetothyriales; Herpotrichiellaceae
Exons: 2
Coding region: 499-2904 (801 amino acids)
Source: RefSeq, a predicted model, not a curated record